Parnassius mnemosyne (clouded apollo) is the source of this 2277-nucleotide messenger RNA. The record is from the annotation of a GenBank genome assembly. Lineage: Eukaryota; Metazoa; Arthropoda; Insecta; Lepidoptera; Papilionidae.
AGUCUUGGGCAUAGUCGGUCGCCAUUGGGAGCGCUCAAUUUAGUUCCUAGUCCUAUAGCGAACUAGUUCGCUCAUUUAGUUCGUUAGUUCUUUUUUAAUUUUUCAGUAGAUCUUAUUAAAAAGAUGAGUUUAUUGAAUGUCAGUAAAUAACAAUUAAUUGAAUUUACGUUAAAAAAAAUUAAUGAUUUAAUUAGUAUGUAAUAUACUACAUAAUGUAUAAUAUAUGCAUGAUACUUAUCAAGAACUAUUUGAUGAUAUGGACAUUAAAAUAAAAUGUAAUAAACGAAGCUAAACAUGUUUUUAUAUUUUUGAAGUGUAUUGGAUUAUUGAAAAUAACGCAACUGUAAUUUAAAGAUUACAUGUCGCUAAUUAAUGUAACAUAGUAACAUAGUGUAACCUUGAUAUAACAAACCUCAAUGUAACGAAUUCCUCGGUUUAACGAAUUUUUCGAAAUCCCCUAGAACUGCCUGUAGGAGCUAAUGCAAAAUGUAACUCUACAUUACGAAUAGAUUUUAUCAGAAACAUCUUUAUAUCGAAUUUUCAAUUAUUGCGGAAUAUAUAUAGAAGAAAUUAUUUAUCUCUUUUUAACCAAUUUUCACAACUAGAAAUCUUGACAUAACAUAUACUAUUAAUUAUUCCUACUUAAUUUCACAGUAAAUCAUGUCUUGGCAGGUUCAGACACGUAUACGACAGGUAGAUGACUAUUUACGUAAUGUUGAGAUUAAUAAACAAGUUUUCUUACCUUGUUAAAACGCAUUGUAGUUCCACCUAACCUCUAUAUAACAAACCUCAUUAUAACGAAUUACAUGGUAUAAUAACGAAUACUUUCUAAUUCCAUUCAGUUUCGUUAUAUUGAGGUUGCACUGUAUUCAAGUAUUUAAUAAAAUUAGUGGAAAAAGAAAUGUAAAAUAUUAAUUUUGAAUAAACUUACCGUAAAAUCGAAUUGAGAACUAUACGGUAUUUAUAUACUGCUUACUAUCACUUUCAUAUUAAUAUUGUGAGCCAGCAAUAUUUGUUAUUUGUUGUGAAUUGUGCACUAAUAAAACUAAGUAUAGACUAUAAAUUAUAUAUUUUAAUAAGAAACUCUGGUAAGAACGGUAAGAAUAAAAAUAAAUCAGUCGGUUAGCCAUGUAUCUCCAUAAUAGAGUGGACGCAAGAAAAAUAAAUAAUUAAAGAACUAAGAGCGUGAUUGUCGACGAACUAGUUCGCAUAGUUCACCUAAAAGAUCGCUCUUCCAACCUAGGUCGUUCGCGAACUACCCAAGAGCCCAAGACUACUUUGUAAUUUCGGUUUAUACAAAGGUACUCUGUGCUUUGUAAAAACUGUAUAAAAAAUUUAAAAAACAAAUAUUGCAAGACGUGCAAGACUUUAUCACAAAUUAUAAAGUUGUAUGUACAAAAGACUUUAUUUACUGUUACAUGAAAAAUGGCAGAGAUUUACAAACUCAUACAUCCUGUUAAAUAUUUUAAUGAUUAUAUUUCUCGAAAUGUUCGACCAGAUGGAAGGCAAUUUCAUGAACAUCGAAACAUAAAAUUGAAUGUCAAUUCCAUUAAAGCUUCAGAAGCCAGUGGAGUAGUAAAAUGCGGGAAUACAACGGUUAUUUGUGGCAUAAAAUUGGAGUUAGCCACACCAAAGGCAGAAGAACCGGAUUCAGGUUUCUUAGUUACAAAUGUGGAAUUGCUUCCUCUAUGUUCAUCAAAAUUUAGACCAGGUCCACCAUCUGAUUAUGCACAAGUCGUAAGCAACAUUGUAACAGAUAUAGUUAUGAAUUCAGAAUGUAUCAAUUUAAAGGACCUCUGUAUUGUAUAUGACAAACUUGCUUGGGUUUUAUAUUGUGAUAUUGUUUGUAUAGAUAAUGAUGGUGGUCUUAUAGAUGCUUGUGUAAUGGCCCUAAUAUCAAGUCUGAAGACAUUAACUCUGCCGAAUGUCACAUAUGACCCAGAAACAGAAGAUAUCAAAGUUGAUAUAACCAAAAGAUCACCUUUAAAAGUAAAUGGUCUACCGGUUGCAACAAGUUUUGCCAUUUUUCCAUUUUUUGAAAAGAGUAUAUUGUUAACUGAUCCAUCAGCUUAUGAAGAGGAUAUGUGUGGUGGGAAUGGUGCUAAUUUAAUAGUUUGUUGGAAUAAAGGAUUUCUAUGUGGGACACAGAAGUUUGGUGGUAGUACAUUAUCUAUGGAAGAUGAAAAACAGGCUUUAAAAAUAGCGAAGCAAAGAACUAAGCUGGUUGAAAAACUUAUUGAAACAUGCAUUGAUAAUGAAAGUAAAUGAAAUAAAUUU